Messenger RNA from Lolium rigidum, 1657 nucleotides. RefSeq names its product U11/U12 small nuclear ribonucleoprotein 35 kDa protein-like. Bases 85 to 1467 code for a protein of 460 amino acids. Gene Ontology annotation, biological process: mRNA splicing, via spliceosome. The transcript is spliced from 8 exons. The record is from RefSeq and is a predicted model, not a curated record. NCBI's taxonomy places the organism in Eukaryota, Viridiplantae, Streptophyta, Magnoliopsida, Poales, Poaceae. Gene Ontology annotation, cellular component: precatalytic spliceosome; U12-type spliceosomal complex. Gene Ontology annotation, molecular function: snRNA binding; mRNA binding.
GCUCUCUCCUCACCGGCGGCGGCCACCAAGCGGCGUCCGGUUUGUCAGCAGGUAGUAGCAGCAUCCGGCGGCGGCGGAGGCGAGAUGAGAGUCAGCGGAAGCGGCGGCGGGAACGCCGGCGCGGUGUUCUACGCGGACAAGUACCACCCGAUCCAGGCGGGCAGCAUCGACGGCACGGACGUCGCCCCCCACGACAACGCCGUCCUCCGCGCCCUCCUAUGCUCCACCGCCGGCCUGUAUGAUCCGUUCGGGGACCCCAAGGCCGCCGGAGACCCCUACUGCACGGUGUUCGUCGGGCACCUCUCCCGCCUCACCGACGACGAGACGCUCCGGAAGGCGAUGGGCAGGUUCGGGAAGGUGAAGAGCAUGCGACUGGUGCGGGAUAUUGUUACUGGUGCUUCUCGUGGUUAUGCAUUUGUGGAGUAUGAAACGGACAGGGAGAUGCGUCGUGCCUACGAGGAUGCACACCAUUCCAUUAUUGAUGGCAGUGAAGUGAUUGUAGACUACUACAGGCAGCAACUUAUGCCUGGAUGGAUUCCAAGGAGGCUAGGUGGAGGCCUUGGUGGAAAGAAAGAAUCUGGCCAGCUUCGAUUUGGAGGUCGUGAGAGGCCAUUUCGUGCUCCCUUGCGGCCUAUUCCUUAUGACGAACUGAAAAAGCUCGGGAUCCCACCACCACCUGAAGGGCGAUAUAUGACACGUUUUCAGGUCCCCCCACCACCGAGACGAAAAGGUGGAAACGUUGACAGGGAAGAGUCGCCACCUCCUAGGAGAAGAUCCAAGGACAGGGCUGAUAGCACUUACAGAAGGCAAAGUCCAACUGAAGACGAAGGCAGCCCCCGCAGGCACAAAAGCAGCCGUGACCACAGGGAAGAAUCACAAAGUAGGAUAAGAUCAUCUACUUAUAGGGAGGCCAGCACUCACAGUAGGCAGAGAAGCCCGACCGAAGACGACAGAGACCAUCGCAAGAAGAGAAGCCGACGAGAGCAUGGAGAUAUCAGGAGCUAUGAUAGGCAUGUAAGUGCAGCCCAAGACGACAGAGAUCAUCAUCAGAAACAGAGAAGAAGCCGAGAGCACAGAGAUAUCAGCAGCCACAGUAGGCAGAGAAGUCCAACCGAAGACGACGGUUAUCAUCACCGCAAGAGUAGAAGAAGAAACCGAGAGCCUGGAGAUAUCAGUAGCCCCAGUAGGCAGAGAAGCCCUGCCGAAUAUGACAGCGGCCAUAGCAAGCAGAGGAGCCGAGAGCCCGGAGAGGUGUCUCCAGGCAACGAGGAUGACAGGGUCAGAGGAGGAAGAACCUCGACGGAAGCCAGUCGCAGCCCUCGUCAUCGAUCUCAUUGGGGGCAGAGGCACUACAGCGAGCAGACUCAUGAUGAUGGCGGCAGCAGCCGUUCCCGGGACGGUGGCCGCCGUAGUCACAGUGACCGUGCUCGCUCCAGGAGAUCCGAGAGCCGAGAUUACAGCCAGUAGAUGCCAGUCACUUCCCAUCAUGCGGAAACUUUGUCUACUCGCUACUUGAUUUGAUUAUGUGUGUAGGCUCUGUACAGUUAGUUAUUGGGCAGAUUUUUUGACUAAACUUUGCAGUGCCGUUGGUUUUACGUGAUAACUAGAGCCAUAAAAAUGUCGGAGAAAUAUAUCCAAGUGAGAUCUAAUUUUGAAA